AUGCAUAAACGAACAGAACAGAAGACAAAACAGAAGACAGAACAGAAGACAGAACAGAAGACAGAACAGAAGACAGAACAGAAGUUAGAACACAGAACAAAACAGAACACAGAGCAGAAGACAGAACAGAAGACAGAACAGAAGACAGAUCAGAAGACUGAACAGAAGACAGAACAGAAGACAGAACAGAAGACAGAUCAGAAGACUGAACAGAAGACAGAUCAGAAGACUGAACAGAAGACAGAACAGAAGACAGAACAGAAAACACAGAACAGAACACAGGACAGAAGACAGAACAGAAGACAGAUCAGAAGACUGAACAGAAGACAGAACAGAAGACAGAACAGAAGACAGAUCAGAAGACUGAACAGAAGACAGAUCAGAAGACUGAACAGAAGACAGAACAGAAGACAGAACAGAAGACAGAUCAGAAGACUGAACAGAAGACAGAACAGAAGACAGAACAGAAGACAGAUCAGAAGACAGAACAGAAAAGACAGAACAGAAGACAGAACAGAAGACAGAACAGAAGACAGAUCAGAAGACAGAACAGAAGACAGAACAGAACAAAACAGAACACAGAGCAGAAGACAGAGCAGAAGACAGAACAGAACACAGAACAGAACACAGAACAGAACACAGAACAGAACACAGAACAGAACACAGAGCAGAAGACAGAACAGAAGACAGAACAGAAGACAGAUCAGAAGACAGAACAGAAGACAGAUCAGAAGACAGAAAACACAGAACAGAAGACAGAACAGAAGACAGAACAGAAGACAGAUCAGAAGACAGAACAGAAGACAGAACAGAAGACAGAUCAGAAGACAGAACAGACCACAAUCGAGAAUAGAGCUCAUAGAGCACGCGCAGCGCACCCAUUUCCGCGUCGGAACAUUUUUCAAUCGCGCCUUCGAUUUGCUACUUACCUAG
This is a messenger RNA of Papilio machaon (common yellow swallowtail), 933 nucleotides long. RefSeq names its product trichohyalin-like. The transcript has 6 exons. Lineage: Eukaryota; Metazoa; Arthropoda; Insecta; Lepidoptera; Papilionidae. The record is from RefSeq and is a predicted model, not a curated record. The coding region runs from base 1 to 933 and encodes 310 amino acids.